This is a messenger RNA of Sporothrix brasiliensis 5110, 2046 nucleotides long. RefSeq lists its product as uncharacterized. Gene Ontology annotation, molecular function: DNA binding; DNA-binding transcription factor activity, RNA polymerase II-specific; zinc ion binding. Gene Ontology annotation, biological process: DNA-templated transcription; regulation of DNA-templated transcription. The transcript is spliced from 2 exons. Lineage: Eukaryota; Fungi; Ascomycota; Sordariomycetes; Ophiostomatales; Ophiostomataceae. The record is from RefSeq and is a predicted model, not a curated record. The coding region runs from base 1 to 2046 and encodes 681 amino acids.
AUGCCCCGUCCUGCCCGGAAAUCGCUGCAGACGUCGAUGCCUGGCGACACGCCAGCACCGUCAACAUCCCAAACCGCGACUGCACGCACGCCCGUCGCUGGCACGCCAACUGCUGUGGCCUACUCUUGCGUGGCCUGCAAACAGCGCAAAGUUCGAUGCAGCCGCCAGUAUCCCUGCGCCGAAUGCGUGCGCAUGGAUGUCGAAUGUGUUCCGUCUUCCAGGAAACCGUACGCGGCGCGGAAGCGGAGACGGGGCCAAGGCGAAGCCGAAAGCUCCGAGCAGCCCCGGCCGCACAACCAUCCGAUAUCGCGUACCGGUGAUUCUCCGCAAGAACGAAUGGGGCCAGAACGCCAACAGACUGAUGCGACCACCGAACGGCCCACGCUUCUCGCCUUUGGGCACAUCAAUCCCCUGUCCAAGGUCAUCUACGCGCCACAGGUGCAGGAUCUCGUAAUCCAGGCCGCGGGUAGUUACGACAGUCUCUCGACGGUCAACAUUGCGCUGUUGUUCUCCAUCUAUGCUGCUGCGGUCUCGGCCAUGUCCGAGGCCGAGUGCGUGGCCAAGCUCGGCGAGGCCAAACAGACUCUUCUGGAGCGAUACCUGUCGUGUGCUCAAAAAGCCCUGGCCGCUGCCGGUUUCAUGCGUUAUACGAACCUGGCCCUCGUCCAGGCAUUUACUAUCUUUUUGCUUGCUGCACGACAGAGCUACGACGCCAGUUCUAUGUGGCUCUUGACGGGUAUGGCCUUGCGGAUGGGGCAGCGGCUUUUGGCGACGGUGCCUGCCAAGUCAACCAAGACGAGUGAUGCCAAUGGAAACAGCCACAGUAUCAGGCCUAGAGACAGAAACAAAGGCGGCAAGCCAGAGGCGCCGAGUUUCUUCGAGACACAAAUGCGCCUGCGCGUGUGGUGGCAGAUCUUGCUGAUUGAUGGGCGUGUCGCUCAGUUGUCUGGCCAAUCACGUAUUGUCUAUAGCGCACUGCCCGACUACCCGCUGCCGGCCAACCUCAGCGACAGCGACAUCAAUCCCGACAUGGUGAGCCCCCCUCCACCUAUCGAGGACCGCCCUACGGAGAUGGUAUUUUGUCUUCUGCGCUACGAGAUGGGCAAGUUUAUGUUCGCCAAGGGCAGCCUGCUCAACGACCCGACAUCUAAGAUGGCGGAUCGCGACGCCGCUAUUGACGACAUCGCCGCAUACUUCAAAGAGAAGUUCCUCGAUCAUCUCGAUCCAGCCAUUCCGCUUCAUCACAUUGCCGAGGCUGGUGCUCACGCUGCGGUCGACAAAAUGCGUCUCAUGGCCCACCACCCGGGCCAAUAUCCAGACAAGGGCAAGUCGAUGCCGCAAGCCGAGCACGACAUGCUCUUUAAGACGAGUAUCGACAUGGUUGACAUUCUCGUGCAAGGGUUCGACGCACGGUACCUUGAGCAUUUUAAAUGGCACAUUGACGUCUACUUUCAGCUCGACGCAGUUGUCUUUAUGCUGAUCGAGUCGCAAAGUCAGCCACCCGAGAGCGAGCUCGUCAACAGGGCGUGGGAGCUCGUCGCGUCGGUGCUGCACUUCAAGCGCGACCUCGUGCAGGAAGACGACGAAUUGGGACGAGCGGUGAGGCAACUCGUCUUCCGAGCUUGGGAGUCCCGUGAGCGUCGGGCGCGGAAGCAGAACCCAGGGGCGGCACUACCUACGCCGCCUGCUUCUGUAGCACAACUGCUCUCAGAAAUGCGACAGAGAAGGAGGACCCGGCCGACGCAAACAAAUGGAGAAGGACCCCGUGCGAAUGACGACACAUCCGGGCCCGACGGCGACGGUGAAUCCGCUCUGCAAGUAAGCCCUGGUAGCACGGCUGUUGAGUCUGCAGCCGUCGUUUCGACAAUGCACGAAACAUUAUCGGAUCUGGCACCACCGCCGGACGUACAAUACUCUGGACCUGGGUCCUCCAGUCUUGACACGUCGCCAUUUUCGUCGUACAACGAUGUCGACUUGCUGGGUUGGGAGACGAUAGACUGGGACUCGUGGGGCUACUGGAACCAGCUCCUGCAGGGCCAAGCCUGA